Molecule: messenger RNA, 231 nt
Organism: Schistosoma guineensis
Lineage: Eukaryota; Metazoa; Platyhelminthes; Trematoda; Strigeidida; Schistosomatidae
Source: the annotation of a GenBank genome assembly
AUGUGUAACAAUCACCAAUCUAAUCAAAUGAAACUGGAACAAUUAAAUACUACUAUGACUACUAUCACCCCUGCCCCUCCUCCUCCUACUCCUAUUACUACUAUCAGUACUACUAGUACUACUACUACUACUACUAGUACUACUAGUACUACUAGUACUACUAGUACUACUACUACUACUACUAAUAGUAGUGAUGGUAGUAAUAAUAGUAAGCGGUGGAUUUUGGUUUAA